Messenger RNA from Stylophora pistillata, 1869 nucleotides. RefSeq lists its product as uncharacterized. The record is from RefSeq and is a predicted model, not a curated record. Gene Ontology annotation, biological process: positive regulation of transcription by RNA polymerase II. Gene Ontology annotation, cellular component: nucleus. Lineage: Eukaryota; Metazoa; Cnidaria; Anthozoa; Scleractinia; Pocilloporidae.
UUGUUGUUUUAAAUAACAGAUUGUGUUAUUCUUUUGUCGUGAUAUGAUCAAGGGGCAUUCAGUUUCCAUGUACGAAAGUUUGCGCCGGCAUAGCAAGUGGGAAAUUGUUUACAACCGCUGUGGAUUCUCGUUGCACCUGUCCCAUCGCUACUCGGUGGCUAUAAUAAGCAGUAACCAGCGCAAAGUUUCUUCAGUCUAUUUAAACUAAAGAUAGUGCGCGCUCGAUCUUGAAUCAUACGCCAAGAGAAGCCUUCAAUUCGGACUAACAUCCAUCCGCAGAGUUUACGCCAUCAAGCACACCAACCUUACAGAUCAAGAAUGCCUCGCUCCUUUUUAAUCAAAAAGAAGGAAUUUAAGAGAAACAAUAUCACGUACUUUGAUAACACGCACGACACCCCACCGACUGUUACAUCCUCACAGGCUGAACUGCAUCGUGUCGGGGUCCCCUAUGUCCAACCACUGGUUUUGUCAAACAGUGAGCCGCAGAUCUUUAACACAGGCAGGGAAAUGAAUGGUUUUCCCAAAGACACGGAAAAGAAAGUGAGCGCGUGGGGCCGAGAGAAAGUCCCAGAGGAAGAUCGCUUGGAAGACUUUACGUCAAUUAAAGAGGAGAAGGACACAGAUUCGACGGGAGCCGAGAAACCCUACACAUGUCAGCACUGCAGCAAAGUAUUCACGCGCUCAUGGAAUUUUCAACGCCAUGUGCUGAUCCACACGGGCCAGAAGCCUUACAAAUGUCAGAAAUGCCCUAAGGCCUUUGCGCUAGCAGCGCACCUGAAGAUUCAUAACCGCAUUCACACCGGCGAAAAGCCGUACACGUGUAAUAUCUGCUGCCGCGGCUUCGCCCAGCUAACCAACUUACAAAGACACAUCCUCACGCACACGGGUGAAAAGCCCCACAAGUGCCAGUACUGUCCUAAGGCGUUCGUAAGCUCGAGCGAUUUGCGAAGGCAUGUUCGAAUCCACACAGGCGAGCGACCGUACAAGUGCAAACAAUGUUCUAAAGCCUUCACAACAUCUGGAAACCUACAGUCACACAUUCUCACUCACACGGGAGAGAAACCGUACAAGUGUAACAUUUGCAACUGGAAAUUCAUCAGUUCGAGUAAUCUCCGCACGCACAUUCGCAUUCAUCAUGCGUACUAUCUCGAGAAAACCAACGCCAGUCACCAUCGCCCGGAGCAACAGAACGCCAGACCCACUCCAGACACAGUCACCGACCAAAUGAGAGAGAACAUGCCUUUCAAGAAUCUUAUCGAGUCUCAAAGAGAGCAAGUCUUUUACUGAUCCUAACAAGACAAUCAUUGGUGGACUCAGCGUAGCAGAAUGGAGCUUUCAGUUGAACAUGCAUCGGUUCUCUUAGUAUACUAAAUAAAAACUCUUAAAAUAUUUAAGGCGACUUACAACAGCACAGACUGUUUCUUGAAUGAUAUUGCGCUGACAAUUAGCCUUUUCGUAGCAAAGAGAACGGUAUAAGAUUUAUGAAAGAUAUAACCUCCGAAAGGAGAACUAAUGUAAAAAAUAACAGUGUAUUUAGGUAAAUUAAAAAAGUAACUUUUGAUAUUCAAAAAAUGUACAAGAGAUUAUAUACAAGAAUGAAAGAGAAAAAGAUCCAAGCGCGGUUUUAUUUUGCGAAAGUAGAUUAUAUUCAUAUUUUCAGCGCAUUUAUGGAAAGAAAUAAUUAUAAUCCCGAGAUUUCUACAGAAUAAGAGCCUGCAAAUGAAAUUUGUCACGUGUAAUGACUGUUUAAGUAACAGGUGACCGCAUAUUUUAGCUAAAAACCACCGUAACCAUUGUUUUAGAACAUUCUGUAUAACUAUGAUGAAAGACAGCGUGCUGCAUGCAUGCCAAAUCAAUAAAGUCCGUUUC